AUGAUAAGAGGAAAAACCAAGUAUGAAAAAAGAAAGGCAGAGGUCCUUGAACCAUGGAGAAUGGUCUCAAUCUCAUUCCCUCCUGUAAGGGCAGUCUCUUCUGACCCAGUGGUAAUACAGGCUAGGGUGGCAAACUUUGAGGUUAGAAAGGUAUAUUUAGAUAAUGGAAGUUCCUCCGACAUAAUAUAUGACCAUUGUUUUCAAAAGUUACCUCAGAGAGUUAGAGAUCUUAAGCGUCCAUCAAGGACUCAGCUUGUCAGUUUCAUGGGGGAGUCUAACAGGCCGGUAGGAGAAGUUUUAAUGGAGGUUAUGAUGGGAGAAUACCCGUUUCACCGAAUUGAACUCAUUGAGUUCAUGAUAAUAAGAGCCCCCUCUGAUUAUAAUGUCAUACUGGGCAGACCUUCCAUGCAAAAGUUUGGGGCAAUUCCAUCAACAGUUCAUGGAAUGGUGAAGUUCCCAACUCCAGCUAGCUAG
Molecule: messenger RNA, 474 nt
Organism: Erigeron canadensis
Lineage: Eukaryota; Viridiplantae; Streptophyta; Magnoliopsida; Asterales; Asteraceae
Exons: 1
Coding region: 1-474 (157 amino acids)
Source: RefSeq, a predicted model, not a curated record